This is a messenger RNA of Durusdinium trenchii, 1437 nucleotides long. NCBI's taxonomy places the organism in Eukaryota, Dinophyceae, Suessiales, Symbiodiniaceae. The record is from the annotation of a GenBank genome assembly.
AUGUUCUGGAAUGAACAUCAACAAAUGCAGUACAAUCAGGCAUCGCAUCGUCCGCAUCGCCAACGAGAGGUGGCCUUGGUCUCUCGUGCUCUCCUUCGAGAUGCAAAUCAGGUGCUUCAAACAUCUCGACGCGCUCUUCCCAACCAGGUUCCACAGGCUGCAGCCGGUGCUGUACAAGGUAAGCAACCAACAAGGCGUUUGCAGGCUCAGCCCUUGCAGCUCAUCCCUGAAGAAGGUGAGUCCAGCGAGAGCAACGAGGACACUCAAGAUGCUCGAGUGAAGCUCUUCAGUAUGGAGGCAUCGGAGGACGAAUGCAGUGCAAGUGUUUUCACUCCGCAAGGACCAGUGCCUCAGCCGGAGGGGCGGACUGAGCAUGCUUCAGCUCUGGCGGCUGGGCAAAUGAGGACAGUGAAACCUGGCCAUUUCAAGCAGGAGGGCUUCCAUGCAAAGUUGGCCAACUUGGCUGAGCGGCGGGUGCUGAGUGCUGCAGUGCGCAGCUUGCACCAGGAUCUGCUGCAGAGCCGCAGUGUGAACUUGCUGGAGUUGCCGAGGAGACCCGAUGGUUCAUCCCGGGUGAUGCAGGUCUCCUUCUUGACACGAUUGCUAUCUGGGACAGAGAUCAAGAACUGCAUGGAAAGCGACAUCAGCGCUGCAUACCUUGACCUGCGACAUCUUACCCUGGAGCAGCUCUUAAGCAUCAAGAUGGCAAAUCUGGACUUUGUGACCGCGUCAGCAAGCCAUUCAGCACACAACAACUUCUUGGAAGCUGUGGAGGCCUAUCUUUCUGAGCAGCUCCUCCAACGCGCCCUUGCCUGCUGCGACCACGUUGGGCGGCAGCUGCGUGCCGCUCUCGGGCGACGCUUGCUUAUGAUUAUGGGAGCUUGUGCUUUACUGCGGGAGGGCUGGGGCAGCUUUCAGGGCACAUUCCCUGCCUACUGGGCUGUUGAACUUGAUUCAAAGGUAUGGCAAGGAGCCUCUGUAGCCAUCUUCCAGCCAAAGCAGCUGAAGGUGCAACUAUUUAGUCAGCCAGAUGAAGCAGCGCUUGGCGCUAGCGGCUCUAUGGUGGCGGUUGUGAAAGACACCAGCUCUGGGAUUGCGCCCUCUCGGAGGCUCCAGUGGGAGGUCACUGCGGUUGACCCAAGUACUUGUGACGUGACUGCUGCUGUCACCCAGAAUGCUGCUCUCUUGCAGAAAGAGCUCGAAAAGGUUCUGUCUGCGAAGCGACAUCAGACAGGCCAGAUCCCAGAUGCGAUCAGGGAAAUACCACGGCCUUUGCGAUCCAGGGUGUUUCCGCUACCGGGAGUUUGUCUCUUACAGGAGUCUUCUGGACGGAAGUCCUGGGGCCAUGCCGCAGCAAGGGGAUCUGGACGAGUCAAGCAAUCGAUCGAGCGUAUUGACAAAAGGAGCAGACAAGGCAUUGAGAGAUGCCUGGACUGA